Messenger RNA from Miscanthus lutarioriparius, 327 nucleotides. The record is from the annotation of a GenBank genome assembly. Lineage: Eukaryota; Viridiplantae; Streptophyta; Magnoliopsida; Poales; Poaceae.
AUGGGCACCCCCGCGGCCACCGCCUCCAGCGUCGAGUUCCAGCCGCAGUGCGUCAGGAACCACCCCACCGCCGGAUGCCGCAGCAGCGCCACCUGCGGCGCCCACCCGCGCACCACCACGCCGUGCCCCGCCGCCGCGGCUCGUGCCUCGAACCCGUCGGGGACCACGGCGCCGCCCACGGCCCACACGAGCGGCACGGCGCUGCGCUCUAGCUCCUCGGCCAGCGCCGCCGCCACGGCGGGGUUCAGCACGCUGAGUUCGGCGAGCCCGGCGGCUGCUUUGGCGUCCGCCUCCCGAGCCCACGGGCCCACCGCCCGAGAUCGCUGA